Phacochoerus africanus (Common warthog) is the source of this 1584-nucleotide messenger RNA. RefSeq names its product keratin, type II cytoskeletal 5-like. Gene Ontology annotation, cellular component: keratin filament. Gene Ontology annotation, molecular function: structural constituent of skin epidermis. The record is from RefSeq and is a predicted model, not a curated record. NCBI's taxonomy places the organism in Eukaryota, Metazoa, Chordata, Mammalia, Artiodactyla, Suidae. The transcript is spliced from 9 exons. Gene Ontology annotation, biological process: intermediate filament organization; keratinization. The coding region runs from base 4 to 1584 and encodes 526 amino acids.
ACCAUGACCCAACGCUCCUCUGUCACCAUCAAGUCAGGGGGCUCUCGGAACUUCAGUGCUUCCUCUGCCAGCCUCCUCCCAGGCUGCCGGCCCAGUUUCAGCUCCAUCUCUGUGUCCCAGGGCGGGAAGAGCUUUGGGGGUGGUUUCGGGGGCGGAUUUGGGACCAGGAGCCUCCACAGCUUUGGGGGUAGCAAAAGAAUCUCCAUCAGUGGCGGCUAUCGGUCGGGCCGGGCCAACUUCGGAGGUGCUGGCUAUGGGCUGGGUCUAGGGGGCAUAGGGUACAGGGUUGGGGGAGCCUGCAGCGGCUAUGGAUUUGGAGGUGGGAUGACGACUGGAGCUGGGGGCAUCCAGGAGGUCACUGUCAACCAGAGCCUCCUGACCCCCCUCCACCUGGAGAUCGAUCCAUCCCUCCAGCGGGUGCGGAAGGAGGAGCGGGAGCAGAUCAAGACCCUCAACAACAAGUUCGCCUCCUUCAUCGACAAGGUGCGGUUCCUGGAGCAGCAGAAUAAGGUCCUGGAGACAAAGUGGAGCCUCUUGCAGGAGCAUAAAACCACCAGGGCCAACAUCGAGCCUAUGUUUGAAGCCUACAUCAGCAACCUGAGGCGGCAGCUGGACAGCCUGGGGGGAGAGCGCUCCAGGCUGGAGGUGGAGCUGAAGAGCAUGCAGGACGUGGUGGAGGACUUCAAGAACAAGUACGAAGAAGAAAUCAACAGGCGCACGGUGGCAGAGAAUGAGUUCGUGGUGCUCAAGAAGGACGUGGAUGCUGCCUACAUGAGCAAGGUGGAGUUGGAGGCCAAGGUGGAAGCCUUAAUGGACGAAAUCAACUUUCUAAGGGCUUUCUACGAUGCGGAGCUGGCUCAGCUUCAGGCCCAGAUCUCCGAGACCUCUGUGAUCCUGUCCAUGGACAACAACCGUAAGCUGGACCUAGACAGCAUCAUCUCCGAGGUCAAGGCCCAGUAUGAGGACAUUGCCAACCGUAGUCGGGCCGAGGCUGAGUCUUGGUACCAGAUCAAGUACGAGGAGCUGCAGCGGUCGGCCGGCCGGCAUGGGGACGACCUCCGCUCCACCAAGAUGGAGAUCUCUGAGCUGAACCGGGUGAUACAGAGGCUGCGCUCUGAGAUUGACAACCUGAAGAAGCAGUGUGCCACACUCCAGUCUGCCAUCGCUGACGCAGAGCAGCGUGGGGAGCUGGCCCUCAAGGACGCCAAGCACAAGCUGGCCGAGCUGGAGGACGCCCUGCAGAAGGCCAAGCAGGACAUGGCGCGGCAGCUGCGCGAGUACCAGGAGCUGAUGAACGUCAAGCUGGCCCUGGACAUCGAGAUCGCCACCUACCGCAAGCUGCUGGAGGGCGAGGAGUGCAGACUCACAGGAGAAGGUGUCGGACCCGUGAACAUCUCCGUGGUCUCCUCCUCGGGGGGCUCAGGCUACAGCAGCGGCGGUGGCCUCUGCAUGACCGGGGGCGGCCUCAGCUACGGCAGCAGCGGAGGCAGCUUCAGCUCCACCAGCGGCCGCAACAUGAGCGGCAGCACCUCCAGCAUGCGCAUCAUUUCCAAGACCUCGUCCACCAGGAGCUACAGGAGCUAA